UCCCGCUAUAUUAGCAUCUUCUGAGAAAGCUUCAGACCCCAUCCAUGAGCAGUUGAACCAGAGCAGGAAGAUGCAGGGAGAUUCUGUGACUACUACAGAUGAAGUUAAUGAGAGUGUAGAGACCAAGCCUGACACACAAAUAAUGUCUCCUCCCGCUAUAUUAGCAUCCUCUGAGAAAGCUUCAGACCCCAUCCAUGAGCAGUUGAACCAGAGCAGUGAGAUGCAGGGUGUUCAGGAAGGUUCUGUGACCACCCCUACAGUUCAAGUUAAUGAGAGUGUAGAGAGCAAGCUUGAUGCAUGUAUCAAGUGUGCAGACCCUGUAUCUGAACAGAGCACCAAGAUGCAGGAAAAUGCAACGACCACCCCUGCAGGUCUUGUUAAGGAACGUCUAGAGACUAAGGUCAAUGCGGAAAUAUUAUCUCCUCCAGCUAAAGGCCUAGUAGCAUAUAGCAGCAGUAGUGAUUCCGAAAGUGAAAGUGAGGAAAAUGAAAGGAAGGCAGUCGAAGAGUCAAGAGAUGUGACAAUGGAAACUCAAGUAUCUUCAGAGAAGGUUACAGACCCUGUACAUGAACAGGUGAAGCAGAGCAGUACGAGCCAGCAGAUACAGGAAGAUUCCAUGACCACUUCUACAUAUGAAGUUAGUGAAGGUCCCAUGACCACCCCUAGUGAGAGUGUAGACACCAAGCUUGAUUCAAAUAUAAAGUCUCCAUCUAUAGAAGCGUUUUCAGAGGAUGCUUCAGACCCUGUCCCUGAACAGGUUAAUCAGAUAUGCAUCGAAAUAGAGGAUAUGCAGAAAAAUUCCAUGACCACCUCUCCAGAUGAAGUAGUUGAACAUUUAGAUACCAAGCUUGAUGCAAAAAUAGAUAUCCCUCCACCUCUAGAAGCGUCCUUUGAGGAGACCCAUACGGUUGAAGUCAAUGAGAGUGCAGGGACCACGCUUGAUGCACAUAUAAAGGGUCCACACCCUGCAACUGUACAUGUGAUGCAGAGCACUGAGAUGCGGGAAGAUUCUGCGCCCACACCUGCAGAUCAAGUUAGUGAGGGUUUAGACACCAAGCUUGAUAUCGAAGUAAAAUCUCCUCCGCCGGUGGAAGUAGCCUCAGAAGAGACUUUGGACAAUGUCUCAGAACAGGUGAAGCAGAGCGCUGAGAGACAGGAGGUCCAGGAAGAUACCAUGACCAUCCCUACAGAUAAACCUCGGGAAAGUUUAGAGACAAUGUCGGGUGCUAAGAUAAAGUCUCCACCCCUAGAAGCACUUUUCAGUGCUCUGAAGGAGUCCAGUCUUUGCAAACACCCCCUGUCUGACACAAUGCGCUCAAAUGUCAAAGAGUUUCUGGAAGUAGAGGAUUCUUUAGAAAUCAUGAAUAAAAACUGUGACUUUGGUGUGACGGAGAGCAUUGAGUGUACCUUAGACCUGGAGACCCCGAUUAUUGUUGAGGAUAUGGAGAUCGGUCACUGUGUUGUGGAGGUGGUGGGAGAGAAUGGGGAAGAUGUGGAUAUGGAUAGUGAUCUGGAAAUCAUAGACAACUCUAAGGAGGUGCCAGAGAAGACAGUUCAGCUAACCAAAGGGUCUGAAGAUGAGUGCCGUCUAGAUAACAGUGAAGCUGGUACUCAAAAGAAAGGCACACGCUCCUCUAACCAAGACAGCACAAAUAGUGGCAAGAAGGACGUUGCCAAAAAGACACAGUGUAGCCCGGAAAAACCUAAGAAACAGCAGAUGAACCCUCAGGCCCGGACUAAAGCCAGACUAGCGGCGCUAGCUGAGCAAAAGGCCGCCGCCUCCAAAAAAGCGAGCAGGCAGCUCAACCUCCUUGCCUUAUGUGAGGAAAUAGCGGACGAUAUCGCCACGGACACCAUGCUAUUUAAGACGGAGGAAAAGGAUGAGCAGGUUGUAACGGUUGAGGCUGAACCCAGCAAGGAGCCAGAAUGCCCACAGCCUUUCACACAGACUGAGACUGUCCCUAUCCCUCCAACUCCUGCCGGGCCCAAGGAGCCCUCUACCCCAGUAGCACCCGUUGCUGCAGUUUCUGCUCCAGCGAAGCCCCCAGCUCCAGAGACACCACAGAGGCGCUUCUUCAUCAGCCAAGUGACGGUACCCCUCAAAAUCCACGAGAAGAAGAAGCUUACCAGGUUCCAGAGGCUGCGGCAGGUGGAGCUGCAGCGGGAGAAGAAUAUGUCCUGGACCAUGGUGAAGAAGCUCAAGUCCGAUCAGGCCAAUCAGAAGAUGUUUCCGGAGACAGAGGCUAAACCUGCCCCCCCAUUACUGUCCACUCCAGCAGUAGCAGCACCCAUCCCAGUGACCACAACACCCUCACCCCCCUCAGUCAGUCCAGCAGCACCCACAGUAGCUGCACCCUGUCCUACCCCAGCCGCAGCCAGCCCAGCAGUAACCCCUAAGCUUGAGCCCCCCAAAGUUGAGCCCCCCAAAGUGACCCCAAGUAAGGGACCCACCCUUAGAAAGAGGACACUUCCAGCAGUACCCCCGCCGAUGCCUAACGGGCUGAAAGCUCAGAAGGCCAAGCCUGUGGCGGAGUAUAAGCCUUACAAAGCCAGGCCCAAGUACUCUUUUGAUGACUUUCAACUGGAUGACGAGCCGAAACCCACAGUGCAGAAGGCAGUAUUACCGACCGUGCAGAGGACAGCAUUGAGACCUACAUCUACCACCAUUCCGAGGGCAGCAGUGACACUUACGACAGCGGCCAAACAUGAGGACUCAAAACCUACCGGUCAGAAGACAGCAGCGCCUACCAUGCAGAAGCCAGGGGUACCUACCGGCCAGAAGACGGCAGUACCUACCAUGCCGAAGCCAGGAGUACCUACCGGCCAGAAGACGGCGGUACCUACCGGCCAGAAGACGGCGGUACCUACCGGCCAGAAGACGGCGGUACCGACCGGCCAGAAGACGGCGGUACCUACCGGCCAGAAGACGGCGGUACCUACCGGCCAGAAGACGGCGGUACCUACCGGCCAGAAGACGGCGGUACCUACCGGCCAGAAGACGGCGGUACCUACCGGCCAGAAGACGGCGGUACCUACCGGCCAGAAGGCGGCGGUACCUACCGGGCAGAAGGCGGCGGUACCUACCGGCCAGAAGGCGGCGGUACCUACCGGGCAGAAGGCGGCGGUACCUACCGGGCAGAAGGCGGCGGUACCUACCGCGCAGAAGGCGGCGGUACCUACCGCGCAGAAGGCGGCGGUACCUACCGCGCAGAAGGCGGCGGUACCUACCGCGCAGAAGGCGGCGGUACCUACCGCGCAGAAGGCGGCGGUACCUACCGCGCAGAAGCCGGCGGUACCUACCGCGCAGAAGCCGGCGGUACCUACCAGCCAGAAGCCGGCGGUACCUACCGCGCAGAAGACGGCGGUACCUACCGCGCAGAAGACGGCGGUACCUACCAGCCAGAAGCCGGCGGCACCCACCGCGCAGAAGCCGGCGGUACCCACCGCGCAGAAACCGUCAGUACCCACCGCGCAAAAAAUAGUUGUGCCUACCACUCAGAAGACCGCACCAACUGUGCAGAAGGCAGUUGUGACAAAUCCAACAGUGCAGAAGGCAGUAGAGACACCGACCCCUAUGCCCGGAAAUGGCAAACAUGAGGACUCCAAACUCACUGUACAGAAGGCAGAAGUGCUUAAACCCACUGUACAAAAGGAAACCUUGGUACCUACACUUACCCCUCAAACUGAGCAGAAAGCGGAAGCAUCACCUACGCCCAAAACUGCCAAAGAUAAGGAUUCCAUAGCACCAGUGUCUUCCCCUCCCUUUGAAGAGACCCCACGAGAUUCUGUUGACAAGGAUCAGUGUGAAGAAAAGCCUGCUGUUGCUGAGAUUAAACCGGCAUCCCCAGAGGUCAAGACAGAGGGCACAACAACAACAGAGUCCUCUGACUCUGUGAUCGUGCAAUCAGCAGAUAAUAGCAGUCCCCUCUCUGACGCAUGUCUGCAGAUAGAGAUAAAAAAACUAAAGGAGGCCGACAAAGAUGAAAAUCAAACCACCACUGAUGCAGGGCAGAAGCACUUUGGAGCGGUGACCUGCGGUGUGUGUGGGAUGCUGUAUUCCGCUGCCAACCCGGAGGAUGAGUCCCAGCACCUGCACUUCCACAACCAGUUCAUCAGUGCUGUCAGAUAUGUGGGGUGGAAGAAGGAGAGGAUUCUGGGAGAGUACCCCGAUGGCAAGAUCAUCCUUGUCCUUCCAGAUGACCCCAAAUAUGCACUGAAGAAGGUUGAGGAGAUCAGAGAGAUGGUGGACAAUGACCUGGGCUUCCAGCAGGUGGAGACCAAGUGUCCCUCCCAGACCAAAACCUUCCUGUUCAUCUCCAAUGACAAGAAGGUGGCUGGGUGCCUGAUCGCUGAGCACAUUCAAGAGGGCUACAGGGUGAUCGAGGAGGCGGUACCCGAGGGCUCGGAGGGAGAGAAGGUGAUGUUUGAGCGUCAGAGAGCCUGGUGUUGUUCCACUGACCCAGAGCCAGCCCUCUGUGGCAUCAGCCGCAUCUGGGUCUUCAGCAUGAUGAGACGGACAGGCAUCGCCUCGCGCAUGAUCGAGUGUCUCAGGAACAACUUCAUUUACGGCUCCUACCUGAGCAAGGAGGAGAUUGCCUUCUCCGACCCAACGCCCGACGGGAAGCUUUUCGCUACACACUACUGCGGCACCUCGCAGUUCCUGGUUUAUAACUUUGUCAGUGGGACUCGUUCAGACCAACCAAGUCUUAGCGUGGUGUAAGUAAUCACAUCAAAGUGGAUUUAUAGCUGAGGCCCAGUGAGACUUGCCCUCACCAACUAACCAACCAAUCUCUGGAUCUUGUCGUGGGGACAGCCUGUCACAAGCACAUUGUGGUUCUUUUAGACUGAAGAGUUAAGACUCAGACUGACUCUUCUGAGGGGGACAUCUUGGUUUUUAAUCUCAGGUUGAAAACAACAACUUGUUGUUUGAAAAAUAUUUAAAUUCUCCCUUUAAUCCCUGCAUAGUAUUUUGAGACAAAUAAUAUUUUUCUUUAUGUUUUUUAAAUAAGAAACAAGCGUUUUAUUGGAAGUAUUAAAGCGUUUACAUGCAUGAAACUUGACAGCAAUAGAAUACAAAGAGCAUUUCACAAUUCAUAAUUUCCAAAAAUCGGAGAGAUGCACUACAUUUUACUCAAACGGUUCUAAAACAAUGCUGUGGUCCUGUUCUAAUAAUGCAUUUUAAUUAAUUUUAGCCUCUUAAAUCAGGUUAAAAGUUGCUGUACUAAUGUCAAGACUUAUUCCUCUUGUGAAGGGGAUGUUCUUGCACACAUCAUGUUCAUCAUCUCUUGACAUUUCAUGCAGUGAUAUUAUGACCACAGAGGUUCCAUGUGAUGGGGUACAUUGCUAAACUCAGCAAGAAAAGAAACAUCCACUCACUGUCAACAAUGUUUAUUUUCAGCAAACUUGACAUGUGUAAAUGUUUGUAUGAACAUAACAAGAUUUAACAACUGAGACAUAAACUGAACAUGUUCCAUAGACAUGUGACUAACAGAAAUGGAAUAAUGUUUCCCUGAACAAAAGGGGGGGAGGGGUCAAAAUCAAAAGUGUGGCCACCAGCUGCAUUAAGUACUGCAGUGCAUCUCCUCAUGGACUGCACCAGAUUUGCCAGUUCUUGCUGUGAGAUGUUACCCCACUGUUCCACCAAGGCACCUGCAAGUUCCCGGAAAUGUCUGGGGGGAAUGGCCCUAGCCCUCACCUUAUGAUCCAACAGGUCCCAGACAUGCUCAAUGGGAUUGAGAUCCGGGCUCUUCGCUGGCCAUGGCAGAACACUGACAUUCCUGUCUUGCAGGAAAUCACGCACAGAACGAGCAGUAUGGCUGGUGGCAUUGUCAUGCUGGAGGAUCAUGUCAGGAUGAGCCUGCAGGAAGGGUACCACAUGAGGGAGGAGGAUGUCUUCCCUGUAACGCACAGCGUUGAGAUUGCCUGCAAUGACAACAAGCUCAGUCCGAUGAUGCUGUGACACACCGCCCCAGACCAUGAUAAAUCGAUCCCGCUCCAGAGUACAGGCCUCGGUGUAACGCUCAUUCCUUCAAUGAUAAACACGAAUCCGACCAUCACCCCUGGUGAGACAAAACCGCGACUCGUCAGUGAAGUGCACUUUUUGCCAGUCCUGACUGGUCCAGUGACGGUGGGUUUGUGCCCAUAGGCGACGUUGUUGCCUGUGAUGUCUGGUGAGGACCUGCCUUACAACAGGCCUUCAAGCCAUCAGUCCAGCCUCUGUCAGCCUAUUGCGGACAGUCUGAGCACUGAUGGAGGGAAUGUGCGUUCCUGGUGUGUUCCUGGUGUAACUCGUGCAGUUGUUUUUGCCAUCCUGUACCUGUCCCGCAGGUGUGAUGUUCGGAUGUACCAAUCCUGUGCAGGUGCUGUUACACGUGGUUUGCCACUGCAAGGACGAUCAGCUGUCCGUCCUGUUUCUCUGUAGCGUUGUCUUAAGCAGACACGGACAUUGCAAAGUAUUGCCCUGGCCACAUCUGCAGUCCUCAUGUCUCCUUGCAGCAUGCCUAAGGCACGUUCAUGCAGAUGAGCAGGGACCCUGGGCAUCUUUCUUUUUGGUGUUUUUCAGAGUCAGUAGAAAGAACACUAAAGAGGCCUAAGUUUUCAUAACUGUGACCUUAAUUGCCUGCUGUCUGUAAGUUGUUAGUGUCCCGUUCCACAGGUGCAUGUUCAUUAAUUGUUUAUGGUUCAUUGAACAAGCACGGGCAAACAGUGUUUAAACCUUUUACAAUGAAUAUCUGUGAAGAUAUUUCGAUUUUUACGAAUGAUCUUUGAAAGACGGGGUCCUGAAAAAGGGCAGUUUCUUUUUUUGCUGAGUUUACAAGAGUUCGCUCUCACACAAUUUCUCAUAAUGUGUUUGUUUGAUUCUGGGGAGUUCUUACUGACUAUUUUCUUCACAUGAAAUUGUCGUUCUCACUCUUGCUGCCAUGUGUCCUAAAAGGGAGAUUCCUUUUUUUUGGAUAGUUAUCCCUCGGCGGUAGCAUGGACGGACUAGCAGGCAGGGAAACAGAGCUAAUAACGUUGGUUGGAUUUCUAGAUGGGGCAUUUUGCUGUAGUUUUCCUAUUCAAGGCUCUUUACCGAAGUUGCCUCAAAUAUAUCUAACUGUACAAAUGUUAAAUUUGAGCCAUGAUAUAAGUGAAUUGGCAAGGCAGUGAGCAGUUGCUUGUGUCCUCCGCUGUGUAUGAUUGUGCCUGACUGAUAGACCGACUUGUGAUACUGUAGACUUCCUCAAAAGUUCUCGUUUAAGCUGCCCUCAACGGAGCAUCCCCCCUGAAUUCACAUUUUGUUUGCGAUAUAUUAUUUCUUCUAUCGGUAGAAAGUUUUAUCAAUGAGGUCAUGCAUUGUCCUAAAUGCGAAUAAUAACUACGAAUUCAAAGUAAACCAUGUGACAUGAAUUAUAUCAGCAAUGCCAUUGAAAGGGUUUAAAAGCUUAAAAAAGUUUAAAAGCUUUGUGUUAUUUGGUUUUUGAGGGAGUUGAAAACAUCCAUGUCAAAUAUUAUUAUAAUUUUUUUUUUUUACUACAGGAAACCAAGGAACUGUUGCUCAGCCAACACAAAGGGUUGUGAUUUAUACAUUUUCAUGUAUCAAUGUGAUGCAUUUAAUCAUCACAUUGCCCUUCAUGUUAAAACAUUUUUCUUUUGAAAAACUAAAUGUAUGAAAACUAAAUGGAUUUAUACAGAGCUGUCAUGUAAAUAGUUAUUUAAAAAUAAAAAAUUUGAAAAACUA
This is a messenger RNA of Oncorhynchus masou masou (cherry salmon), 7720 nucleotides long. RefSeq names its product treacle protein-like. Gene Ontology annotation, biological process: mitotic sister chromatid cohesion. NCBI's taxonomy places the organism in Eukaryota, Metazoa, Chordata, Actinopteri, Salmoniformes, Salmonidae. The record is from RefSeq and is a predicted model, not a curated record. Gene Ontology annotation, molecular function: protein-lysine-acetyltransferase activity. Gene Ontology annotation, cellular component: chromatin; nucleus. The coding region runs from base 71 to 4720 and encodes 1549 amino acids. The transcript has 11 exons.